AUGGACGAGCUUGCUCAGAAGUGGAAAAAGCUGUCUCUCACUAACGUAGAGGGGAGAAGAGUUGAUUUAUCGAAGAAGAAGAAAGCAGGUAGUCAUGUAGUGGCAGCAAAAUUCCUAACGCGUCGGAAUAUUAAUAUUGAGGUUGUAGCUCGCACCUUCCGACCAAUAUGGAGAACAAGAGAUAAUUUUGAGAUCAAUGAUGCGGGUGGAAACGUGAUUCUUUUUUAUUUUGAACUGGAGGUUGAUGCUGUGAAGGUGUUGAUGGGUGAACCUUGGGCUUUUGAUAGGCAUCUAGUAGUCAUGGAGCGGUAUGAUAGCUCAGUACCGAUUCAAGAUUUGAAGUUCAGUUCAACGUCCUUCUGGGUGCAGAUACAUGAACUCCCAUUCUCCUUUAUGUCAAUGGAGGUUGCUAUCAGCAUAGGGGAGUCCAUUGGAGAUGUAAUACCUACGAAGGAUUCAUCAGAGUUGAAAGGUAGUAAUUACAUGCGUAUAAGGGUUGUUAUUGAUAUCACGAAGCCGCUGUGCAGGGGACGUAGAGUCACAUGGGACCAGGAUUCAGAUGGCUGGGUAUCGUUCAAAUAUGAGCGAUUACCAAACCUCUGUUACUGGUGUGGAAGUUUAUGCCAUGAUGAUAAAGAAUGUAUCCUCUGGCUUCAGAGUAAUGGGACUUUAUCAGUGGAGGAUCAACAGUUUGGACCAUGGAUUCGGGCUACUCAACUGAAUUAG
Quercus lobata is the source of this 726-nucleotide messenger RNA. RefSeq lists its product as uncharacterized. The record is from RefSeq and is a predicted model, not a curated record. The transcript has a single exon. NCBI's taxonomy places the organism in Eukaryota, Viridiplantae, Streptophyta, Magnoliopsida, Fagales, Fagaceae. The coding region runs from base 1 to 726 and encodes 241 amino acids.